CGAGAGCUACUAGGGUUUUGAGUUAGGACCCGAAUUAGGCUUUCGGGUUGGAGAUGGCGCUGACCAACUUCAUCGUGACGGUGGUGGGCGUAGGCGCCGCCAUCAUCCUCUUCCGGGGCGACGUCAAGCAGUCCGCCACCGUCUUCCGCCGCAACCUCCGCCACAUCCGCCACUGGCUCGAAGAAGAAUCCGGCUCCGCUUCCAAAUCUGUGGAGCGAAAGGCACCGAAAGAGUUGGACUCUCAGGUUCUAAAGAAGGACAUUCCCAAGGACGAGAAGCUCUAGAAUAUUUUGUCGAUUUUCCAGUUAUUUAGGACGGGCACAAGUGUAUAUGUGUACAUGUUUGUGUGUGUUAGAAAUUUCGAAUAAAUUCAGAUUGUCAUACCAACAUUGAAUUGUUUUUUCUUCUGUUGUAAUUCUCAAAAACCAGCUUGGCUCCAUCCAACAUAUCCAUCACUUUGUUCUUAAAGGCUAUGAACGUGAUCACAUCACAUUGGAGCCAAAAAUGUAAAGAUGAUUGACUAUUUUUCCUUCCUUUUCCUCAUCAAUUGUAGUAAGAUGUUUCCAUGA
This is a messenger RNA of Musa acuminata subsp. malaccensis (wild Malaysian banana), 569 nucleotides long. RefSeq lists its product as uncharacterized. Lineage: Eukaryota; Viridiplantae; Streptophyta; Magnoliopsida; Zingiberales; Musaceae. The record is from RefSeq and is a predicted model, not a curated record.